AUAUGACCUAGCAAAUGAAACCACAAUCCACAUUGCAUAUCUCUCUCUCUCUCCCUCUCUCUCUCUCUCUCUCUCUGUAGCAAUUCUUUCUCAGUUCAUUGAUGUUUGUGCUGAUGGAAACUAACACCACUGUCAUUCCUGCAAGCCCACCAGUCCCUUCUGCAGAAAACGAUACCCACAAUCACCACCAUCCUUCACAGCCUCACCACCAUGAUAUUAUCCCUCCCACUAACAUUCUCAUAAUCAUCUUACCCAUCACCAUAAUCAUCUUACUCCUCUCCAUUCUCCUCAUUAUAGUAAUGCUCCGACGUCUGAAAUCUACUAAAAACAACGGCAAUCGAAAAAGCAACAACAGCAUCAACAAGAAUAAUUGCAUGUUCAUUGCUCAUAGCACUAUCAACAUCAAUGCAAGCCCAAAUGUGAAGGGUGGGUGUCUUUAUGGAGGGAAUUCAGUGCGAAUUCCAUCAUCGGGUAAAUUUAGAGGAGUCCAAGUGUUCACCUACAAGGAGCUUGAAGUGGCAACUGACAAGUUUAGUGAAGCAAAUGUGAUAGGUAAUGAAGAAUUUGUAGUAGUUUACAGAGGGAUCUUAAGAGAUGGUACUGUGGCAGCUAUCAAGAUGUUGCACAGGGAAGGCAAGCAAGGCGAGCGUGCUUUCCGGAUAGAGGUGGAUUUACUAAGCCGAUUACAAUCGCCUUACUUGGUGGAGAUGCUUGGCUACUGUGCAGACCAACAUCACCGGCUUCUAAUAUUUGAAUUCAUGCCCAAUGGUACACUCCAACACCACAUCCACCAUUUCCUCAACCAUUCCCGGCCGUUGAAUUGGGGGACCCGUUUGCGAGUAGCCCUUGACAGUGCCAGAGCCCUUGAAUUUCUUCAUGAGCAUACAUUGCCAUCUGUCAUCCACCGUGACUUCAAGUCCAGUAAUAUUCUCUUAGAUCAAAAUUUCAGAGCCAAGGUAUUUGAUUUUGGUUUGGCAAAGACUGGCUCAGACAAGAUCAAUGGUCUAGUUUCGACUCGUGUGUUGGGGACCACCGGUUAUUUAGCCCCCGAGUAUGCUUCAACAGGUAUCCUUACCACAAAAUCAGAUGUAUACAGCUAUGGUGUGGUCCUUCUAGAGCUCUUAACCGGUCGUGUGCCAGUCGAUACCAAGCGGCCUCCAGGAGAACAUGUUCUUGUCUCUUGGGCUCUUCCAAGGUUAACUAACAGACAACAAGUAAUGGAAAUGGUGGACCCGUCUCUAAAAGGCCAGUAUUCCAAAAAGGAUCUAAUCCAGAUAGCUGCUAUUGCAGCCAUGUGUGUGCAGCCAGAAGCAGAUUACCGGCCUCUAAUGACAGAUGUAGUGCAGUCCUUAAUUCCUCUGGUUAAGAAUCUCUCUUCCAAUUCCUUGAGAUUUAGUCAGACAGUAAGUCCCAUGUGUUAGGGCUUUUGGAACUACAAUUUGAGUCCAAAAUCUCAAUCACUCAAUAAACCAGCUGGAUCAUCAUGUGACAACUCAAUGUGGGAAAAAUCUCAAUCAUUCUGCCGCGGCACCAAAAAUGGUUCAUGUGCCUUUAGGACAAGGUCAUAAUCAGCUGGUCCAAUUUUUGUCUGACCAAGAACCAUGUAGUGUAUUUGUACGAAUUGUGUAGCACUAGGCUAUAACUUUCAGUUCUUAAAGCAGACAAAGAAGCAGCGAAAUGUACCAAUGCAUUUGAGAUUUAAAAUAUGUAUAUAUCUACAAGGUCUUAAAAAUAAUCUGAUCACACAGCUGUUGUGAUUGUCCUUUGUAGGCAAGCAUCUUGAACAUUCAAAUAUCAUGCACUCCAAUUUAAAGAAAGCAGUAGUAAUCGAAUAAUAAUUACAUGCUUUCAUCAAGAUUGAAAAUA
Molecule: messenger RNA, 1866 nt
Organism: Camellia sinensis
Lineage: Eukaryota; Viridiplantae; Streptophyta; Magnoliopsida; Ericales; Theaceae
Product: putative serine/threonine-protein kinase PBL7
Biological process (GO): protein phosphorylation
Molecular function (GO): protein kinase activity; ATP binding
Source: RefSeq, a predicted model, not a curated record